Molecule: messenger RNA, 1126 nt
Organism: Caenorhabditis auriculariae
Lineage: Eukaryota; Metazoa; Nematoda; Chromadorea; Rhabditida; Rhabditidae
Source: the annotation of a GenBank genome assembly
AUGCCGCUAGUUCUACAUCGUGUUCUGUCAUGGCCGGGAUCUCUCAAAAUUUUAACUUUGGUGAGUUGCGAGCCUUUACGACACUUUUUGGUUUUCGAAGAAUUCUUGUAUUUCAGUGAUUAUGAUUAGUUAGUGAGUUAGAACUUCAUACAGCCAAUUCAUGUUAACGCAGGAUACGUUUUUUCUUUUCUGGAAAGGAAUCUUCGAAAGGUCCACGUUAAUUUUUUUUUGGUCAAAAAAUUAAAUUUGUCUGAUUUGUAACUAUUUUAUAGAAUCUUGAAUUUACAGGUAAUGACGAUUUCGUUGAUGAUAACUCUGGCGAACGUUAAAAUAUCACCUCCAGGUUAUCUUUUUAUUAAUUUGUGUAGUUUUCUCGAUUUUACUAAUUAUUUAACAUCAAAUUAACCUGAUCUAGAUUUCAUAACAAAAACUCGUGAUAAGAUAGAGCCUGUGUUAAAAUAAAGGGUUCUCAGGAACGUCGUUGGUAUGGCUUGCCGUCGGACUCUCUUUUUUCUUCGAUAUCUCAUUCAUUGCGAUGCUGACGACGGAGCGCGACUCGCAGCUCUUCCCAGUUCGGGGUGUCACUUAUUUCACUGCGGUACUUUUCGUAUUGUUCGAUAUCUCAUUUGCCCCUGGAACAUUGCAGGAAACUGCUGUAUCUUUGGCACUACUCGUGUUCUACGCGAUCGCAUUUGUGCUUUGCAUCAACAGCGAGGAAAUGACUGAUGAUAAUUGGUUCAUCGCAUCGGCUGUGAGUCCGACAUCUUUUUUCAAUCAAACUGACUCAAAAGAGUGGAAGAUGUGGGUUUUCAACUUUUUGAAUGGAAAGAGAAAGCAGGUUCUUGAAAGCGUAUGGGAGGAAAUUCGUUUACUUAUGAUCAAAAAGAAACAAUAAAAAGCUUGCAAAAUUUGUCCGAAUAGAAGAAUUUAGAUUUUCGCUCUAAUCAACACUAUUCUUUUCGCCUGUAAUACUGUUUUAUUCCUGAGAAAAUGGCUAGCCGAGCAUCGCCAGACUUUGAAUGAAGGUAUUCAAGAGCUAAUCAACGCUUUCAACUCAAUUAUUUUAGCAGGUCUCGAAAAUGACAUCUUCGACCAAAAUUCCUAUGGAUCUCCCGAUGAAGCUUGA